Messenger RNA from Racocetra persica, 235 nucleotides. The record is from the annotation of a GenBank genome assembly. NCBI's taxonomy places the organism in Eukaryota, Fungi, Glomeromycota, Glomeromycetes, Diversisporales, Gigasporaceae.
AUGUCUGGGAAUGAAUCUUUGGCAGCUUCUAGACGCUUGAAUAUUUUACUUAAUCAUCUUAAUAAUGAAGAGGAUAAUAAUCCCAAAGAAUGGCGGACUUUAUCGCCAAGUCAAUGUCUAACAGUCUGUACAAAUAGGGACAGAAAAUGGAACGGAUACGGUUAUAAAGACACUGUUUUUAAAUUUGAUGAACGUGGAACUGCCUUUUCAACGGGAAACCGCUAUUCAAAUUUUA